This is a messenger RNA of Caenorhabditis auriculariae, 1537 nucleotides long. The record is from the annotation of a GenBank genome assembly. NCBI's taxonomy places the organism in Eukaryota, Metazoa, Nematoda, Chromadorea, Rhabditida, Rhabditidae.
AUGGUUGGAUUGUCGAUAAACGCCAAGGACAAGCUGGAAAAUGGGCAGAUGCAUGUUUUAAUGAAGGGGGAUGGUGAGUAUCUAUGCAAGUUUUGAAAAAUCAAACCUCAAGUCCGAAAUUCAAAAAUGACGUCCCUUAAUAACUUUCUUCAAAUGGGAUCAGACUUCUUGAAAAAAUUUUUUUGAAGGUGACGUCAACCAAAGAAAUGCCCAAAUAUGACGUCACAAAAGGGUUAAAUGACGUCACUUUCCCUUAAAAGUCGGCCUAUGACGUCAUUCUUCUCAAAAAUGACGUCAGAACCGUAGAAUUUUUCUAAAUUUAGAUUUUCCGUCACAUGUAUCGGGAAAAGCCCGAUUUCUGAAUUUCAAAACUUUCAGAAGACCAGAAAAAGUUCGACUUUUCCGUCUGCCUAGCCCCGAUUUUCGGCUCCAGCCCAAAAUGGCUGCUUCUCGUCGAAUUUAUCGAAUUCUACAGGCUUCAGGUUGAUUUUAGGCACAGUUUUCAAAUUGUAAAAUAAUGAAAAAAUGAUUUUCUUUUUUUCCAGGGCGCCGAAAACUUCCUGAUUUAUGUUCAAGAAAUCAGCAAUGUGACAGAAAAAGUGCUCGAGAAUUACGUUUCGUCGGGAAUUUUGAGGACAAUAAAAAUGGGAAAUUCGACGAAAUGUUUGAAAAAGCACCGGUGUCGCCAUGAGCUUCAACUCCAGGUGAAAGUUCGAAAAGAGUAGAAUCCAAAAAUUGUACAAAAAUCAUAAUUGUCCAUGGAGUGCUCAAGACCUGGCAUUCGUGGCUAUUUUUUCUAACCCCAAUUUUUUAGGACUGUAUAAUGCGAACCAGAGGAGCGUCGAAAUGGGUAGCUACCGUUGAUUUGGACGAAAGGAUCAUGGAAAUUGAUCAAAAUCGGAAAAUUGUCGACUUUUUGAGGUUGAUCAAUGCGAUGGUCGCAUUUGGAAUGGCUCGAAGACGCGACCGACUUGAAAUCAGAGCUCAUUUAAGCCAUUCCAAACGCGGCCACUUCGAGUUAUAUAUCAUUUUUCUGAGAUUUCAGGGACCAAGAAAACCCGAAAAUCGGAGAAAAUCGAUUCCGAUGCUCCUGGAUUUUACGCUAUGAGGAUAUUCCUGAAUCUUUGGAAAAAGUUGAAGAAAUGGAAAAUUUUCUUCCGAUGCUGGCCUGGCACAAUACAAGCCACGUGGCGCCGCAGAAUCACACGACGAAAAGUGUCGUCCGACCUGAAACGGUUUUCGCUCGCUUGAAAAGUUUUGAGUGGUCUGCGCUUUUUUGCUUGAGGGAGAGAUAAGAGAGCGCAGACAUGUCAGACUGCUCUGAGACUCGUGUAAUGAAUGGGGGGAUAGAGAUUUUCAGAAAAUGAUUCAAAAUCAGCCGAAAAUUGGUUUUGAAGCUCAUUUUUUCAAGCUGGAGAAGGAUUUUAGUUGUUUCUGUCUUAUUAAGGUCGAAUCGAUGGGAGUUCACGGGGUUCAAAAGUUCAAAAAGGGGUUCGACGUCAACCUGGUCGACCCGGGAAUCGCCCUAGUUCGGUAA